Scomber scombrus (Atlantic mackerel) is the source of this 4645-nucleotide messenger RNA. It is a transcript of the gene fndc3a, whose product is annotated as fibronectin type III domain containing 3A. Gene Ontology annotation, molecular function: protein binding. The record is from RefSeq and is a predicted model, not a curated record. The transcript is spliced from 26 exons. NCBI's taxonomy places the organism in Eukaryota, Metazoa, Chordata, Actinopteri, Scombriformes, Scombridae. The coding region runs from base 494 to 4243 and encodes 1249 amino acids.
UCCUGCCUUUUAUGCAAGGAGCAGGCUUUGGAUGGAAAGUUAUCUCGAUAAAAUUGGCAAAUUAGCCUAACAUUAUCGAUACUUUGCAGCGCCACUGUCGCUCACCGGCUUCUUUGACGUGUUUUCAGAUCCAGUUUCAUGCGUGCGUCUUCGCCGUUCAUUAUUACGAGGAGCAAAAAAAAAAGCCAACAUCUUCAUCUCGCUAACUAUUAGCUAGGUAGCAUUAGGAGGCUAGGCGUUUAGCAUGUCACAUCUUUGCCUUGUCUUGUGUUCAUCAAGGUAGCUAGCAGCCAGCGAGUCAUCAUUUUUUCUCAGGUGGGUGCACAGAGUAAAGCUGGUCAUCGGAGCUCCCGCUGACGUUAUCGCUAAACAUUUGGGGAAAGAGCUGCAGAGAGGAGGAAACCAUCACUGCAUCGGCGUUUCAGCCAAUACUGCUGCUGCUGCUGUACCGACUGACUGAGUGUACCUCUUCAGUGGUGUGAAUGAGGGAGACAUGGCAGACCACACCCCACCUCUGGAGUCCGGCCAGCUUCUCAGCCCUGAACUCCCAAUCCUGACCUCGCCGCAACCUCCACCCAUGGUCAACGGGGAGGGCCCCCAGCAGGUAAUCCUGGUGCAGGUAAACCCAGGUGAGGCCUUCACUAUUCGACGAGAGGAUGGUCAGUAUCAGUGUAUCACAGGUCCUGCUCAGGUUCCCAUGAUGUCUCCAAAUGGUUCAGUGCCUCCAAUCUAUGUGCCUCCUGGAUACGUUUCACAGAUCAUAGAAGAGAACGGAGUGCGGCGGGUUCUGGUUUUACCUCAGCAACCAGAGUUCCACCCAGGGGGCCACUCCCCUCUCCACCACCCUCCACCUCCACCCCAUGCCCACCUGCCUGCCUUCAUCCCACACCCUGCCAUGAUGCCCCCGCCACCCCACCUGUACACGGGCAUGGCGGGGGGCGUGGGCGACAUGAGCUCUCAGUACAUCUCCCAGUACCAUCCGGCUCAUAUCUACUCAGAGCAGGUCUCUGCAGAUUCUCACUCCCAACACGGACGCCAAUCGUUUGUUCACAGAGACGACAGAACUAACAAAACGUACGAGCGUCUGCAGAAGAAACUGAAGGAGCGUCAGGGAGGUGGAGGAGGAGGGCAAGUGAAGGACAGCCCUCCCCCUUCGCCACAGAAGACUUGCAGUAGCCCUCCUACACCGGACAUUCACAAUGGCGUUGGAGGGAAAGGGCUGGAGGCAGAGCAGGGCCAGGCCAGCCAUGCAGUGGCCAGCUCUGAUAAGCAGACAGGCAGGGGGAAAAACGGAGAGUCAGGAGAACUCGACGAGGAAGCUCAGGCCCUGCAAGCACUAUUGAGUACCAUCAGUAAACCAGUGGUGUCAGACGUCCAUGCCAGAGGAGCAGUAGUGAGCUGGAGUGCACCCAACAGGCCGGAGAGUGAGAACGGGAGCAUGGAGGAAGACUGCAGCCCCACGGGACCCUUCAGCUACGAGGUCUCCAUCUCAUUUAGCGGCAAAGAUGGGAAGUACAAGGGCAUGUACUGUGGAGAAGAUCUAAGUGCAACUUUAGAAGACCUUCGACCAGCGACGGAAUAUCAUGUCAGGGUCCAGGCCAUGUGUAACUGUUUACAGGGAAGUCCGUCAGAGGCUGUGAGCUUCACCACAUUAAACUGUGAGCCAGAGCCUCCCAAUCCUCCCAGGAAGGCCAGCGGGAACAAAAACACACUCGUACUCCAGUGGAAGCCUCCAUGUGACAACGGUUCCAAGAUCCAAAACUAUAUUCUUCAGUGGGAUGAGGGAAAAGGCACUGGAAUUUAUGAACAGUGUUACCAUGGACCUCAUAAGCAGUACAGAGUGACCAAGCUUUCACCAGCCUCAAGAUACUCCUUCCGCCUUGCAGCCAAAAACGAAAUGGGUGUAAGCGAGUUCAGUGAAGUGGUGGACCUGUUCACCUCAUGCAGUGUGCCAUUGCCACCCUUCCCUCCAGAGCUGGAGAUGCCGGGGGUGACCUGGCUGUGUCUGAAGUGGCAGAGGCCCACUAGCUCUCCGAAGGAGGAUGAAAUCUUCUAUGUUUUGGAGAUGGAGGAGGAAGGCUCGGGAUAUGGCUUCCAGCCAAGCUACGACGGAGAUGACCUCACAUGCACCAUCAGGAACCUCCACAGGAGUACCAAAUACAAGUUUCGGGUGGCGGCAUACAACUCGGAGGGGAAGAGUAACCCAAGCCAGGUGGUAGAGUUUGUCACAAAGCCAGACAGACCUAGCUGUCCCUGCAGGCCUGUCAUCAGGGGAAGAGUCCUGCCCAACAGCUUCAAGAUGGCCUGGGAGUCUCCCAAAGAAAAUGGUGGAGCAGAAGUCACAAAGUACGUUGUGGAGCUGUCUGAAGGCUUAAGCGGUGUGUCAUGGGAGCUGGUAUAUUCAGGGCCAGCUGUGGAGCAUGUGUGUGAAGGCUUGAAGCCUGGCUGCUCCUACCAGACGCGAGUGUACUGCAUGAGCGAGGGGGGGCAGAGCCCGCUGUCGGAGACCCUGCAGGUCCAGACUCCCGCUGUGCCCCCAGGUCCCUGCCAGCCCCCUCGGCUGGUGGGCAAGCCCAAAGCCAGGGAGGUGCAACUGCGCUGGGGUCCCCCUCAGGUAGACGGAGGCAGCCCAGUGUCCUGCUACUUUGUGGAAGUGAGUGGGCCGCAGUUUGAGGAUAACAAGGAAGUUUACCAGGGUCCAGACCUGGACUGCUCUGUGGGAGGCUUAAUGCCUGGCAAAACCUACAGCUUCCGACUCAAGGCCGGAAACAAGGCUGGGCCUGGACUCCCUUCAGAGCGAUGUGAGAUUACAACAGGCCCCGGGGCCCCGGAGCAGUGCAAGGCUCCGUCCACCACAUGCAAAUCCCCCAGCUGUGUUGUGGUGAGCUGGGAGGCUCCAGCCUGCAAUGGAGCUCCGGUGACAGAGUUUCGUCUUGAGUGGGGCGCUGCUGAGGGCAGCAUGCAGAUGUGUUACAGUGCACCAGCGCUCAGCCAUGAAAUGAAGGGCCUACUGCCUGCAACCAACUAUUUCUGCAGAGUACAGGCUAUCAAUGUGGCUGGCGUGGGGCCCUUCAGUGAGGCGGUGUUGUGCCAGACGCCCUGCUCCGUGCCUGCAGCCGUCAGCAACUUCAGCGCGCUGAAGGAGUCCGAGCUGCAAAGGUACAAGACUACAGUGGACACAGAGGAAGACGAGGAGGAGGAAGAGGAGGAGGAGGAGGAGGAGGAAAGCAGCAAUUCCCAGCCACAACCCCUCUACUCUCCGUCCACCUGCUUGGGUAUUUGCUGGGAACCCCCGUGUGAUCACGGCUCUGAGAUCACUUCCUACCUGAUUGACCUUGGAGAACGCCAGCCCAUCGUCGUCGGCCCCGUCACUAAACACAUCAUCCAGCAUCUGCAGCCUGACACUAGCUAUAGGAUCCGAAUUCAAGCCCUAAACAGUUUGGGAGCAGGCCCAUUCAGUCACACCUUUAAGCUGAAGACGAAGCCUCUGCCCCCGCAGCCGCCCCGCCUGGAGUGCACCGCCUUCAGCCACCAGACCCUCAGGCUCAAGUGGGGCGACGGCCCAGCCAAAGCCGCCACCUCAGACGCCCUCCAGUAUCAGCUGCAGAUGGGGGACAAGAGCGGCAGAUUUAUAUCCUUGUAUAAAGGACCAUGCCACACACACAAAGUCCAGAGGCUUAAUGAGUCUACCUCUUACACGUUCCGCAUCCAGGCCUUUAAUGAGGCGGGCGAAGGGCCCUUCUCCAAUGUUUACACAUUCACCACCCCACGCUCUCCUCCAGCCCCUGUGAAAGUCCCUAAAGUGGAGCGUCUGGAUGACAACUCCUGCGAAGUCACAUGGGAGGCCCUGUCGCCCAUGAAAGGGGACCCAGUCAUCUACACCUUGCAGAGCAUGAUGGGAAACUCUGACUUUAAACAGGCCUACAAAGGCUCUGCCACAUCUUUCCAUAUCCAGAACCUGCAGCCCAACAGUGACUACCGUUUCCGGGUGUGUGCCAUCAGGCAGUGCCAGGACGCCCCAGAGCUGAGCGGUCCCUACAGUCCCACAGUGACCCUCUCCCCACAGCGCAACGACGUGGCCGUGGGCGCUUCUGCUGCUGGCUCGGGGUCCAGGGCCGGCACGGAGUCCAGCCGCGCCAGACGGAGCCUGACAGAUGAGCAGUGCGCUUUCCUCCUCCUCAUGGUUUUUGCCGUCAUCGCCAUCCUCAUCGCUUUUGUCAUCCAGUACUUUGUCAUUAAAUGAGCAGUGUACCCCCCACCCCACCCCAGCUGCAGGGUUAUAGCUUUAUUCUUUACCCCCCCCCCCCCCCCCCUGUUGUUUUGUAUUCUUCAUUUUGUACUUCUUUUCUGUUGUCAACAGAGUACUCGCAUUAGCUUUCAGGGGGGAGGGAGGGCUGGUGAGAGCGGGCUGGAUAACAGUUUUGAAUUUGAGGAUGUAACAACUAAUUUUUGGCCUGUGAUACCUUCCUCUCUUGCCUCUUGUCACCCUGCCCCAAACUCUGUGGUAUCUGUUGUUGAGUUGAGAUUUCUGUUCCAUCAUGAUUUGCUUCCUGUGCAAAAAGGAACCCCCCGAAAGAGCAGGGAUAGUUUAUUUUGGGGGAGAGGGUGGGAGGGAAGGGGCACUUCGACUCAUGUACUUGUUGAU